UCUAUUAGGGGAACUGAAGUUGAACUUCUCUAAAGUGAAAUAGAUGUCAGGUUCCUCCUUCGCUUCCCUUUAUGGCCGCUGCUUCAGGGACCGCAAGAGUCCGGCUCUGCUGCUCUGCCAAAGCGCCUACAGCUCAACACCAUGUCUGCAUUUUGUUCUCCGUAUAAAAGGAACUAUGAUUCAAAAGAGAGACGUUGUCCUUCAGGCCCGAUGAGUUACUGCCCCCUGGUGGUGGAAACCGGUCAGUGCACCAGAAGAUAAAGUAGGAAAAGCUCCAGAUGUCUGUUUGUUCCUCCGUUGAUGAUGUUGUUGGAGGACACGAAGGUUCGUCCUCAGUGCGGAGGAGACUUCUGUCUCCGUGUUUGUCUCCAUGUCUAAACUACACGCGCUGAGACUGUUGCUGCGACAGCGAGGCGACGCCGAAGAGACAUCAGCUCUGAUUGACGGAUUAAUAUCAGAUUAUGAGGAGGAAAUUCAUCGUUUGAGAGAAAACGAGCGACGAUACAAGCUGCUGGAUGCUGUUUUCAGCCCCACGGUCCGAUUACAGCGAUCAGAUGUCCAGCAGCUGCAGACUAAAGAAGAACCCCUCGACCUGAAGGAGGAAAAGGAGGAAGUCUGGAUCUGUGUAGAGGGAGAACAGCUUAACAGCCUGGAGAAGGCCAGUGUCAACAAGUUUCAAUUAAUUGAUGUUACCAGUGAUGUGAAGAGUGAGGAUGAUGAACCUCAAACCUCACAGCUUCAUCAAAGCCAAACAGAGGACAACAGAGAGACGGAGCUUCCAGUCAGAAGAUCCGCUACGCAGAUAAAAACAGAGAAGUAUGGAGAGGACCGUUACGGAUCAGGACCAAGAAACGUAAAUCCACAUAGUCCUUCACAUCCAAAUACCGAUGAAGAAAAGGCUUUAGAAUUCUCAGAGUCUCAAGUGAGUAAUGAUAAUUGUCAAGACCUAUUGUCAAAUUCUGGACCUGAAAGUCUAGGCAGAGACAAUGUUUACAAGAAGACAAGGGCACCGGAGUCUGCUGCACCUGCCCUGAAGCAUCAGGAACCUCAUGCAUGUCAUCUGGGUUGUGACAUUGGGAACAUACCCUUUAGCUACUUUAGGUGUAGUUAUCGAUUUUACUACAAGGGGUUUCUUAGGAGACACAUGAUGUGUCAUUUUGGAAAAAUGUCCUCAAUUUGUUUUGGUAGUAAGAAAUGCUCGAGAGGAAAGCAGAAAGAGUCACGGCAAAGAGGCCUUACAAGAGAGAAACCACAUGGUUGUGAUAUUUGUGGUAAAAGAUUUGCAGAAAAAAAAAAUCUGAAGAAACAUCAGAUGGUCCACACAGGAGAGAAACCAUUCAGUUGUGAUGUUUGCGGGACUAGAUUUAGAGAACAAGGAAAUUUAAAGAGACACCAGAGAAUCCACACAGGGGACAGACCAUUUAGUUGUGAUCUUUGUGGGACUCGAUUUAUACAAAAGGCAGGUUUGAUGGAACACCAGAGGAUCCACACAGGAGAGAAACCAUUCUGCUGUGAUGUUUGCGGUACUAGAUUUAGACGAAAGGGACAUUUGAGUAGACACCAGAGAAUCCACACAGGAGAAAAACCAUUCAGUUGUGAUUUUUGUGGAACUAGAUUUACACAAAGGGGAGAUUUGACUACACACCAGAGAAUUCACACUGGAGAGAAACCAUUCAGUUGUGAUGUUUGUGGGACUAGAUUUAGACAAAAGGGAGAUUUGAAGAGUCACCAGAGAAUCCACACCGGAGAGAAACCAUUCAGUUGUGAUGUCUGUGGGUUUAGAUUUUCAAACAGGGGAAACUUGAAGAGUCACCAGAGAAUCCACACAGGAGAGAAACCAUUCAGUUGUGAUGUUUGUGGGUCAAGAUUUACACAACAGGGAAAUUUGAAGAAACAUCAGAGAGUCCACACAGGAUAGAAUUGGUUCCUUUCAGUCGAACAAGAUACAUGAUUUCAGUGUUUUAGUUAAAACCAUAGCCAUUUUAAUCAUUCUUGUUUUCUUUCUCCUGUGUUCAUUUAAAGGGAACAUAUAAUAAAAAUUCCAUUAUUAUAGACCAUCGAGCAUGAGGCCUCACUGCUAUACAGCCUCCUGUACUGCCGUUGAGUUGGCUGCUUUCUUAAAGUCUCCUUCUCUGAAUAGGUUUGAUAUCAGGUGCUAGUCAUACCAGCAAGGAGAACGCACUGUAGUUCUGAUAUGGAGGAAGGAAGCCAAACAAAAACUGUUAAUCAUCAUUAAUCAUUCUAUUUAACAUUUACCUUUUGUGUGUAAUGUGGCGUCCACACGUAUCCAGACAAAGAGACCCGGUCACUUUAACAAAGUGCAAAAUGCUAAGGGGAGAUUUUUAAAGUGCAAUAAAAAAAAUGAAUUUUAUUUAAAAUAAACUGAUUUUAUCUUA
Molecule: messenger RNA, 2396 nt
Organism: Gasterosteus aculeatus aculeatus (three-spined stickleback)
Lineage: Eukaryota; Metazoa; Chordata; Actinopteri; Perciformes; Gasterosteidae
Biological process (GO): regulation of transcription by RNA polymerase II
Molecular function (GO): RNA polymerase II cis-regulatory region sequence-specific DNA binding; DNA-binding transcription factor activity, RNA polymerase II-specific
Source: RefSeq, a predicted model, not a curated record